GCAGCAGCAGUCUACGUACGACCCGAACUACGACUCGGACUACGACCCGAACUACAUUCCGACCCACUACCCGCAGAGAGAGGCACCCUUCGCUAUGGGCUACAAUCAGCCGGGUAUCGGCACCGCAAGUACUGUUCAGAAAGCGAUGCCUGGGUCCUGAUGUGCUGCUGUCUCAUAUUCUUUGGGGGAGUGCUGAUUUUCCUUAUGGUCGUUUCUUUGACGCUGCGAGGCAGUGAACCAGACGAGGAUGAAGACGAUAUAUAUCGAAGAGAAGGAGGAGGAAGCAGUAACUCAACAUAUACCUUGCCCACGACUGCACAAUCUACAAACGAGUCUUCUGCUGAACCCACAAGUGAGACGGGUGAGGAAAGCACAACAACGUCGUCCAUCGACACAGCGAAACCGAGGCCGCUGACGAUACGACUUCCAACAGCGAUUACAACGCCGGCGACAUCUUCGCGGGCGACAACUACGCCGGUGACAACUACGCGGGUGAAAACUACUCCAGUGACUACUCCAGUGACUACUCCAGCGACAACUACGCGGGCGGCUGCAACGCCGGCGACAACUACGCGGGCGCCCGCAACACCGGCGCCAGCUACGCCUGCGACAACUAAGCCGGCGCCCUCAACGCCGGCGACAACUAAGCGGGCGGUCGCAACGCCGGCGACAACUACGCCGACACCCGCAACGCCGAAGGCAACUAAGCCGGCGCCCUCAACGCCGGCGACAACUACGCCUGCGCCCGCUACGCCGGCGACAACUACGCCGACGCCUGCAACGCCGGCGCCAACUAAGCCGACGCCCUCAACGCCGGCGCCAACUACGCCGGCGACAACCACGCCGGCAGCAACAACUACGCCGGUGGCGACAACUACACCGGCGAUGUCAACUACGCCCAAAGCAGCCAAGUCAAAUAGAACGACGCCUGCGACUCCAUUGCUGUGCUCGGUGGGGACGCAGGCAGCGAUCGCUCCGGUCUUCCCACCUGACGAGUCGUGCGACAUCGUGAUUUACACACACGUGCGCGUGGUAAACGGAACUGUGAUCAAGUCACACGACGACAUCAGCUACGGGGCAUUCAGGAACGCCUGCAAGGCGUACCGGUAUACCACGUGCGGCUUCUCUUUCGACAUACGGUACCUCGAAAGUGAAGGCGCAAGCGACAUAUUUGGGAAUGAGCAAAUCAAGGACGACCUAAACACGUCAAAGCACGUCUACCGUGUGCAUCACUACGGCAUCCUGAACAUCUACAACACGUCUGAAGCUGUCCAAAAGCAGGCAACUGAGAGCGCACCUCCUAUACUCAAGCAAUUUCGGAACCUUUUGGGUGAAGACAAACAGCAACACAAGGUCUUCGUAGGCGUUGGAUUCUACUUCUACAACAGUACAACAGCCUGGGAGGACCUGGACUAUUUUGGAGAUACUGUCGCCACGUUCGAUGUGGACAUCCUGGUUGUAAUGAGCACAGUUGUGACAUUCCCGAGCAAAGCGGAAUGCUUAGCAAUGCCAGUCAACGCCUACGACAGUGCAAACGAUUAUACCCCUACCCUAGCAUGCCAGGUGCAAGAGACGAUCCUCGACCUCGAGAAGUCGGCCAUCGGCCUUGCCAGCCAGCCGCAAACUCAGCGGGUGGUGCUGCAAACUUUCGACACGAUCAGCCUCAUGAAGAGCAAGGCGACAACCAUACUGACGCAGCCCAACGUGCGGAACAAGCUCACCUGGUUGCUGCUCAACGUUGACUUGACGGACUCAACGAAACGCUGUCUCAAGUCGGGGCCCUUUGAACGCGUCAAAGAGUUCAGCGACUUUCACUACCAGCACGCACAGAUUGCUAAGCGUUAGCCACGCGUGCUGUUGAUGCGACAAAUGCGCAAUGGCCUGCUGGUGUCGCACUUAUUGCGUACGGUCGUGAAACCUGUCCGUGGGACGGAGUUUGUUUGCUCGCCCCACGGGACCAGGCAAAACAAUAAAAACGAUUUGAUAUUUUUUCCCA
Dermacentor albipictus is the source of this 1996-nucleotide messenger RNA. RefSeq names its product location of vulva defective 1-like. The record is from RefSeq and is a predicted model, not a curated record. Lineage: Eukaryota; Metazoa; Arthropoda; Arachnida; Ixodida; Ixodidae.